UCCUGGAAAGCGACGGCAAGGAGCUCGUAAUUUUGUUUCGACAGGAACGAUUACUUCUAGGUUGCUUCAAAAAGGCUCAGUUACCUGCUCAGCAACGGCAAGCCUAAGUCGCGAGGAAGAGUCGAGGCUGCCUUGACGAGUGGCCUGCCUCGGCCACGCUACCGACGCCCGCCUCUUACGAUACCAGCUCCCAUAUGACAGCUCUCGCACGAGCUGUGGCCAGGCUGGGAUGCCACAAUGGAGCGAAGCUUCACAUUCUCGGAGUCCCUGACCUCUGAGCUACGGCAACAGGUGAAGAAUGGGCUUGUCACCCGCCCGCGCAUCGCUCACGUGGCUUGACAUGGCCCGUGCGGUGGGUGCGGCCCUCAUCCGUUGCUCAGCUCUGGGUUGGAGGAGCACUUGGACCGAGGAGGCGGCUCUUGCGUGUCCUGUCUCGCAUUUGUCUCGAACUUCAUCACCUCAUCUCUCUCUCCUCAUCACUACGACCUCUUCCACCAUGGCCUCCUCUACGGCCACUCAGGCCUGCGUGCCACUCAAGAGCCCAGGAGCUCGCCUCGCCAUCAUCGUAGGCUACGACGCUAAACGAGUCUGGUGCAAGGACCUCAAGUCCUCUCACGGCACGUACGUCACCCGCAAGAACGUCGAGCACAAGGUCCCCAGCAAUGGCCUCUUCGAGCUCAGGUCGGGCGAUGUCAUCUCCUUUGGCAAGGACGUCACAAAGGGGAGCUCCAACUUCAAGGCGGUUAAAUGCCGCUUCAGCAGGUACACCUCGGCAACGAUCAGGAGCGCUACUGUCUCCAAGACUACGCCCGUCUCCACCACUUCUGACAUCAGCUCAGCCUCACCGUCGGCCCCUGCACUCGCCCCCGCGCCUGUCAAUCCAGCCCAUGAAGCAUACAAGGCUAAGCUAGCACCCUUCCGAGCAGGUGUCGAGAAGCUGAGCAGCUAUCGCGAGGCUCAAAAGCAGGAUGCUGCAGCCGUCCCGACCAAACCUCCUGAGCUCAUCUCUCUCAGCCCCGCCAAGCGAGCCGCUCAGUGGGUAGAGUCGGUGACGCCUUCGCAGCUACCUGCCGGCACUCCUCCUAGCGUUGGCAGUCACGCCGCCGCCGCCGCUGGCGUUGCCAACACCUCUACUGCCACGACCAGCGCUCCCAGGCCCUCCGGCAGGUACGGACUCGACAUUGGCAACAGUCAGCCCAACGAUAUGCACGAGAUCACCAAGAGCACCACUGCUACGCCUUUGUCCGCAGAGAAAGCCUCGGACAAGGCUGUCGCGGAUUUUGUUCGCAGGAACAUCAACGAUCUUGUAGCCACAGUCAGCCGCAAGGGUGCGACUGCAGAAAGCAGCGCGAGUGGUUCGGCCAGCGCCAGCGACUCGGGCAACCGCAGCUCCGCCAGCAAGGACCACAAGACCGAUGCCGGAGCUCCUGCAGACGCAUCGCUGACCAUCAAGCAGGAGUGCGCGGGCAAAAGUGACGAGCAUGCUCAGUCGCCCAAUGCACGCCUCUCGGACACCCAGGUAGUGUCCACGGAUGUUAAGAGCGCUAACAGCGACGGCAAGUCCGAUGGAGACAACGAAGAAGACGAGCCGCGUCUCAGCGAGAGCAACUCCGCCUGCCCCGCAGAAGACGGAGACCAGGCGUACAAUGAGAGUCGCAGCAGCAGCCACCGCGACCAGUCGGAGGGCGAGGAUGAGAGUGCGUCUACGAAGCCCGCUUCUGAGCUCAACCACGCGCACCGCGCCGAUGCAGGGUACGACGACGACGAGGAUCUCCUCGACUCCGAGGACGACUGGAGCUUUAACUCGGACACUCAGCCCAUCUACGACCCCUCGUACGAGAUGGGCAGCCCCGCAGUACUCGCUCGCUACGAGGCGGCCUUCAACGAGGCCUGGGACCGCUGGCUCGAGAAGGGCGUCGGGAUGAAACGCAACGGGUCGAGAGCCCGACAUGACGCCCGCUGACAAGGUUCCUGUCACCCAGCUCACUACCAGCGACGCCAUCGCCGCUGCCGCUGCUGCUGCCGCCGCCGCGGCCAAGGAACCUACGACUCCCGCCGCGCUCACCCGCGUCUGGGCAACGCCCGUCAAGCGACGCCGCCUCAGUCCACGCCGCGACGUCGUUGUAGGAGUCGCAGCAGCCUUUGCCGCUGGCGCCGUCGGUACCUUUGCAGCGCUUGCUAGCAUUGGCA
Molecule: messenger RNA, 2190 nt
Organism: Jaminaea rosea
Lineage: Eukaryota; Fungi; Basidiomycota; Exobasidiomycetes; Microstromatales
Exons: 3
Coding region: 299-1963 (554 amino acids)
Molecular function (GO): protein binding
Source: RefSeq, a predicted model, not a curated record